ACCGCGCGCCGGAAGCGGGCGUGUUGCGGCUGUGGGACGGGGCUGCGGCCCCGAGGCCGCCAUGGCGGAGUGCUCGGGGAUGCAGUUUGUCAGUCCCUACGCCUUCGAGGCGAUGCAGAAGGUGGACGUGGUUCGCUUGGCCGCGCUCAGCGACCCCGAGCUGCGUCUGCUGCUGCCCUGCCUGGUGCGCAUGGCCCUCUGCGCCCCCGCGGACCAGAGCCAGAGCUGGGCCCAGGACAAGAAGCUCAUCCUGCGGCUCCUCUCGGGUGUGGAGGCCGUCAACUCCAUCGUGGCUCUGUUGUCCGUCGACUUCCACGCGCUGGAGCAGGACGCCAGUAAAGAGCAGCAGCUCCGGCACAAGCUGGGAGGAGGCAGCGGGGAGAGCAUCCUGGUGUCACAGCUGCAGCACGGGCUGACGCUGGAGUUCGAGCACAGCGAUUCCCCCCGCCGGCUCCGCCUGGUGCUCAGCGAGCUGCUGGCCAUCAUGAACAAGGUGUCGGAAUCAAAUGGGGAGUUUUUUCUCAAAUCUUCUGAGCUCUUUGAGAGUCCUGUCUACCUGGAGGAGGCAGCAGAUGUUCUCUGCAUUCUGCAAGCAGAGCUGCCAUCGCUGUUGCCCAUAGUUGAUGUAGCUGAAGCCCUGCUGCAUGUUAAAAAUGGAGCCUGGUUCCUCUGCCUGCUGGUGGCAAACGUUCCUGAUAGCUUUAAUGAGGUCUGUAGAGGUUUGAUUAAGAACGGUGAACGGCAAGACGAGGAAAGCGUUGGAGGCCGUCGCAGAACAGAAGCGCUCCGUCACCUCUGUAAAAUGAACCCUUCCCAAGCUCUGAGGGUCCGAGGCAUGGUGGUGGAAGAGUGCCAUCUACCAGGCCUUGGUGUAGCUUUGACGUUGGAUCACACCAAAAAUGAAUCUUCAGAUGAUGGAGUGAGUGACCUGGUGUGUUUUGUGAGUGGUUUGCUACUUGGAACAAAUGCAAAAGUUCGAACUUGGUUUGGAACUUUUAUCCGAAAUGGCCAGCAGAGAAAAAGAGAUAAUAUCGGUUCUGUGCUUUGGCAAAUGAGGAGGCAGCUGCUCCUGGAGCUCAUGGGAAUCCUUCCCACGGUUCGCAGCACACACAUUGUUGAAGAAGCAGAUGUUGAUACGGAGCCAAAUGUGUCUGUGUAUUCUGGACUGAAGGAAGAGCACGUUGUGAAAGCCAGCGCGCUGUUACGGCUCUAUUGCGCUUUGAUGGGAAUUGCUGGGCUGAAACCAACGGAUGAAGAAGCAGAGCAGCUGCUGCAGCUGAUGACCAGCCGGCCGCCCGCAACCCCCGCUGGUGUUCGCUUUGUGUCCCUCUCCUUUUGCAUGCUUCUGGCCUUCUCCACUCUUGUCAGUACGCCAGAACAGGAACAACUCAUGGUGAUGUGGCUUAGCUGGAUGAUAAAGGAAGAAGCUUACUUUGAAAGCAUUUCUGGUGUGUCUGCUUCCUUUGGUGAGAUGCUUCUCUUGGUCGCCAUGUAUUUCCACAGCAACCAGCUCAGUGCUAUCAUUGAUCUGGUCUGCUCCACGUUGGGAAUGAAGAUUGUUAUAAAACCCAGCUCUCUGAGCAGAAUGAAGACAAUCUUCACACAGGAGAUUUUCACCGAACAGGUUGUCACAGCCCAUGCAGUUCGUGUGCCCGUUACAGGCAGUCUCAGUGCCAACAUUACUGGUUUUCUACCCAUUCACUGCAUUUACCAGCUCUUAAGAAGCCGAUCGUUCACCAAGCACAAAGUAUCCAUUAAGGACUGGAUUUAUCGGCAGCUCUGUGAAACCACCACUCCACUCCACCCUCAGCUGCUUCCUCUUAUUGAUGUCUACAUUAACUCGAUUCUUACUCCUGCAUCAAAAUCCAACCCUGAAGCCACAAACCAGCCUGUGACAGAACAGGAGAUACUGAAUGUUUUUCAAGGACUCACUGGGGGAGAAAACACUCGUCCUGUUCAGCGUUACAGCAUCACAACGCAGUUGCUCGUCCUCUACUAUGUCCUGUCGUACGAAGAAGCACUUCUGGCAAACACAAAAAUACUGGCUGCCAUGCAAAGAAAACCCAAGUCUUACUCUUCAGCACUAAUGGAUCAGAUUCCCAUCAAGUACCUCAUCCGGCAGGCACAGGGGCUGCAGCAGGAACUGGGAGGCUUGCAUUCUGCACUGUUACGCCUUCUUGCAACUAACUAUCCACACCUCUGCAUUGUGGAAGACUGGAUCUGUGAGGAGCAGAUCACAGGCACCGAUGCCUUACUGAGGAGGAUGCUUCUCACAACCAUUGCGAAGAAUCAUUCUCCCAAACAGCUCCAGGAAGCAUUUUCCAUGCUGCCUGGAAAUCAUACCCAGCUGAUGCAGAUUCUGGAACACUUAACACUUCUCUCGGCUGGUGAAUUGAUCCCAUAUGCAGAAGUACUGACAUCAAAUAUGAAUUGCUUGCUGAAUGCUGGGGUCCCUCGGAGGAUUCUUCAGACUGUCAAUAAGCUGUGGAUGGUUCUUAACACUGUGAUGCCACGAAGGUUGUGGGUGAUGACUGUUAAUGCUCUGCAGCCUUCGGUGAAAAUAGUCCGGCAGCAGAAGUACACUCAGAAUGAUCUGAUGAUUGAUCCUUUGAUUGUGCUGAGGUGUGAUCAGCGAGUUCAUAGGAGCCCUCCUCUGAUGGAUAUAACUUUGCACAUGUUGAAUGGAUAUCUUCUUGCUUCAAAAGCUUACCUCAAUGCUCACCUGAAAGAAACAGCAGAGCAAGACAUUAGGCCAUCCCAGAACAAUGCCAUGGGUCCAGAAACCCCAGAAGUUACAAGGGAAGAACUGAAAAAUGCAUUGCUUGCUGCUCAGGACAGUGCUGCUGUACAGAUUCUUCUAGAGAUCUGCUUACCUACAGAAGAAGAGAAAACCCAGAGCAGUGGUACCUACAGUUUGCUAAAGAGUGUUCAGAGUACCACAGGUCCUAAGAGUUCAGAUGUGGAGGAAGGAGAAGAUAGCUUGCUGUGUAACCUUCGAGAGGUCCAGUGCCUGAUCUGCUGUCUGCUGCAUCAGAUGUAUAUAGCUGACCCCAACAUAGUAAAACUUGUUCAUUUCCAGGGUUAUCCGUGUGAACUUCUGGCACUGACGGUGGCAGGGAUUCCAUCAAUGCACAUCUGUCUGGAUUUCAUACCUGAGCUCAUUGCCCAGCCUGAACUUGAAAAACAGAUAUUUGCCAUCCAGUUACUUUCGUUUUUGUGCAUUCAGUAUGCUCUACCAAAAUCUCUGAGUGUGGCUCGCUUGGCUAUCAAUGUGAUGGGAACCCUACUCACAGUUUUAACCCAGUCGAAGCGCUAUGCCUUUUUCAUGCCAACGCUGCCUUGUUUGGUGUCAUUCUGUCAAGCCUUCCCUCCUUUGUAUGAGGAUAUUAUGUCUCUGCUGAUACAAAUAGGGCAAGUUUGUGCCUCUGAUGUUGCUACACAGACAAGAGACUUUGACCCAAUAAUUACACGUCUCCAGCAACUGAAGGAGAGACCAAAUGAGGUGUCAGGACUUUGUAAAGAUUCGCCUUACAAAAGUUGUUCAAGGGACAUUACAAGCGUGGAUCCUGAUGUUCAGUUAUGCCAGUGUGUUGAGAGUACUAUAAUUGAAAUAAUUAACAUGAGUGUAAGUGGAGUUUAGGAAGAACACAAAUGAAGUGGUACUGUCCCAUGGCCUAUGGUGUCUAAAUUUGGAGAGAGCUGCCAAAGUGGAUUGAAGCACAAGUCUGUGUUAUUCAUUCAUUGGAUUCUGUUAUGGCUGAACCUUGCUGAAGGAAAAGAAUACUUCAAAGGGACUUACUUUGCUUGGUAAAUCAUUUCUAGUGAAAGUAGGUGUGAUUUUUCAGGCGUGCUUGGUUUCUGAUUUGAUACAACACACCCAUAAUGGGUUUCUAACACUGUGAAGUGAGGACUUCAUUUGUUGAGCAAAAUGCAAAAUGAUGGGUAAGAAAAAUUUGAGAUCGGAGAGCUUUACUAAAACUCAAAUGAACUACUGUUUCAGAGCCCUGCAGAGCAUGAUGGAAUAAAGCAUUCCAAGGAACAUUUGAAAA
Messenger RNA from Numida meleagris (helmeted guineafowl), 4049 nucleotides. RefSeq names its product integrator complex subunit 2 (gene INTS2). Lineage: Eukaryota; Metazoa; Chordata; Aves; Galliformes; Numididae. The transcript is spliced from 24 exons. Gene Ontology annotation, biological process: snRNA 3'-end processing. Gene Ontology annotation, cellular component: integrator complex. The record is from RefSeq and is a predicted model, not a curated record. Bases 62 to 3640 code for a protein of 1192 amino acids.